Nymphaea colorata (pocket water lily) is the source of this 595-nucleotide messenger RNA. Its product is annotated as cysteine proteinase inhibitor 1-like. The coding region runs from base 92 to 400 and encodes 102 amino acids. The record is from RefSeq and is a predicted model, not a curated record. Gene Ontology annotation, molecular function: cysteine-type endopeptidase inhibitor activity. NCBI's taxonomy places the organism in Eukaryota, Viridiplantae, Streptophyta, Magnoliopsida, Nymphaeales, Nymphaeaceae. The transcript has a single exon.
CAUAACUCAAUUCAAGCUUCUCCAGAAACAGAAAGCAAUCUUCUCAGUUCUUUCCUCCAUAGAUCCGAUCCCUUCUCACUUCCCUCACCUAAUGGCUUCCUCCAAAUCCUCAGGAACCACUGGUCAAGUUCUCGUCAAUUUUGAGCCGAUCCCGGACGUCAAGAACAAUGAACAUGUACAGGAGCUGGGUAUGUUUGCGGUGGCAGAGUCAGAAGAAGCAUCUGUAGUGUUCGUAGAAGUGGUGGAGGCUCAGAUGCAGGUGGUGGCCGGAGCAAACUACAGCAUGCUGAUCAAGGCCCUCGACGAGGCGCUCAAUGUCAGGUUCUACAAGGGUCUUGUGUAUGAUAAGCCAUGGGAGGACCUCCACACCCUCAGAUCAUUUGCGUCUGUUCUCCCCUGAUUAAGCCAUGCAUGCCUUCAUUUGGCAGCCAUCUUCUCUGUUGCACCUUUGCGUUUCCGUCUGCCAUUUUCCAUAUUUGUGAUCUGUUCAUCUACGAACCGCGUUUCUAUCUACGACAUACUCUUUGUUCCUUUUGUGAUCAUGUAAUAAGCCGUUUGGCGCCCUUGUUUGUUUGAUAUCCCGUAAGUGAAGUGU